Mauremys mutica (yellowpond turtle) is the source of this 4765-nucleotide messenger RNA. RefSeq names its product RAS p21 protein activator 3 (gene RASA3). The transcript has 24 exons. Gene Ontology annotation, biological process: regulation of GTPase activity; negative regulation of Ras protein signal transduction; intracellular signal transduction. Gene Ontology annotation, molecular function: GTPase activator activity. Lineage: Eukaryota; Metazoa; Chordata; Testudines; Geoemydidae. Bases 100 to 2607 code for a protein of 835 amino acids. The record is from RefSeq and is a predicted model, not a curated record.
GCCUCCGACCCGCCGCGGCCGGCGCUGCCCGCCUCCCGGUCCCUGCGUCUCCGCGGUGCAGGAGCGUGAGCGCUGCUGGGAGCCAGGCUCGGCGGCACCAUGGCGGUGGAGGAAGAGGGGCUCCGGGUUUUCCAGAGCGUCAGGAUUAAAAUAGGAGAAGCCAAAAAUCUUCCGACGUAUCCGGGGCCAAACAAGAUGAGGGAUUGCUACUGUACUGUAAACCUGGACCAGGAGGAGGUUUUCAGGACCAAAAUAGUGGAGAAAUCACUAUGCCCCUUCUAUGGAGAAGACUUUUACUGUGAAAUUCCUCGGAGUUUUCGUCACCUGUCAUUUUACAUUUUUGAUAGAGAUGUUUUCCGAAGGGAUUCCAUCAUAGGAAAAGUAGCUAUACAGAAGGAAGAUCUGCAGAAGUACCAUAACAGAGACACCUGGUUUCAGCUACAGCAUGUUGAUGCUGAUUCAGAAGUACAGGGAAAGGUACACCUAGAGCUGAGACUGAGUGAAGUUAUAACAGACACUGGUGUCAUUUGCCAUAAGCUUGCAACAAGAGUUCUAGAAUGCAAAGGCCUCCCAAUAGUGAAUGGACAAUGUGAUCCCUAUGCCACAGUUACCUUAGCAGGACCAUACAGAUCUGAAGCCAAAAAGACUAAAGUUAAAAAGAAGACGAACAAUCCACAGUUUGAUGAAGUGUUUUAUUUUGAGGUAACCAGACCUUGCAGCUACAACAAAAAAUCCCAUUUUGAUAUUGAAGAUGCCGACGAAGUGGACAAAAUGGAGAUUAGAGUAGACCUUUGGAAUGCCAGCAACUUGAAGUUUGGAGAUGAGUUUCUAGGAGAGCUAAGACUUCCUUUAAAAUGUCUCCGACAAUCCAGCUCUUAUGAAGCAUGGUAUUUCCUGCAGCCCAGAGAUAAUGGCAACAAGUCAUUGAAGCCUGAUGACCUUGGUUCCUUAAGGUUAAAUGUGGUUUACACUGAGGACCAUGUUUUUUCCUCAGACUAUUACAGCCCACUUAGAGACCUCCUGUUAAAAUCUGCAGAUGUUGAGCCUGUUUCAGCAUCUGCUGCACAUGUGUUGGGUGAAGUUUGCAGAGAAAAACAGGAAGCAGCCAUACCUCUGGUUAGACUUUUUUUACACUAUGGCAAAAUUGUGCCUUUCAUCAGUGCAAUUGCAAAUGCUGAAGUGAAGAGAACUCAAGACCCUAACACCAUUUUCAGAGGAAAUUCAUUAACUUCCAAGUGCAUUGAUGAGACCAUGAAACUGGCAGGGAUGCAUUAUCUUCAGGUUACACUAAAGCCAAUUAUAGAUGAGAUCUGCCAGCUCCAUAAACCUUGUGAAAUUGAUCCUGUGAAGUUAAAAGAUGGUGAAAACCUGGAAAAUAACAGGGAAAAUCUGAGGCAGUAUGUUGACCGCAUUUUUACUGUCAUUACGAAAUCUGGGGUGAGCUGUCCUACAGUGAUGUGUGAUAUUUUCUUUUCACUGAGAGAGUCAGCUGCCAAACGUUUUCAAGGUGACCCAGAUGUACGGUAUACAGCUGUAAGCAGUUUCAUUUUCCUGAGAUUCUUUGCUCCUGCUAUUCUUUCUCCAAAUCUCUUUCAGCUUACACCACACCACCCAGAUCCUCAGACCUCUAGAACAUUGACACUUAUCUCUAAGACCAUACAAACAUUGGGCAGCUUAUCAAAAUCUAAAUCUGCCAGCUUCAAGGAAUCUUACAUGGCAACUUUUUAUGACUAUUUUAAUGAGCAGAAAUAUGCAGAUGCAGUAAAAAAUUUCUUAGAUUUGAUUUCAUCCUCUGGAAGGAGAGAUCACAAGAGUAUAGAGCAACCCAUACUGCUUAAAGAAGGGUUUAUGAUCAAAAGAGCACAAGGAAGAAAACGAUUUGGUAUGAAAAACUUCAAGAAGAGAUGGUUUCGCCUGACUAACCAUGAAUUUACCUAUCAGAAAAGCAAAGGUGAUCACCCACUGUGUAGCAUUCCGAUAGAAAACAUUCUGGCAGUGGAGAAAUUGGAGGAGGAGUCCUUUAAAAUGAAAAAUAUGUUCCAAGUGAUUCAGCCUGAGAGAGUCCUGUACAUCCAGGCAAAUAACUGUGUCGAGGCCAAGGACUGGAUUGACAUACUUACUAAAGUUAGCCAGUGCAACAAGAAACGCCUCACAGUCUACCACCCUUCCGCAUACCUUAAUGGACACUGGCUGUGCUGUAAGGCCACUGCAGAUAAUACUCCCGGCUGUACACCCUGCACUGGAGGCCUCCCUGCAAAUAUACAACUAGACAUAGAUGGAGAUAGAGAAACUGAACGCAUCUACUCCCUUUUCAACUUAUAUAUGCCUAAAUUGGAGAAAAUGCAAGAGGCCUGUGGGAGCAAAUCUGUAUAUGAUGGGCCAGAACAAGAAGAGUAUUCAACAUUUAUCAUUGAUGACCCGAAGGAGACCUAUAAAACACUAAAGCAGAUCAUAGACAGUGUUGGAACUUUGGAACAGGAACAUGCUCAGUACAAGAGGGAUAAAUUCAAGAAGACAAAAUAUGGAAGCCAGGAACAUCCUAUUGGGGACAAGAGUUUCCAGAGUUACAUCAGGCAGCAAUCUGAAAUCUCAGCACAUUCCAUUUAAAGUGUGAAGGAGAUCACAGGAUGGUGCUGAAGGGUCAAAUCAAUGAAGCAACAAUCUUAAAAACUAAAAUAAAAGGGAAGCCACAUGUAGCAAAAUGUAGAUAAGUGUCAAGCUUACAAACUUUGGGACUUGCUAAGUGUGUUGUUCUCUCUCCAAGAACUGUUACGAUAGUUGCUAUGCACUUUAUUCAUCUGAUUAUCAACAGAUGACUGAACUCUGCCUUCUAGGCAGCUGCUGUUGUGUGUGUGCGUGAGAGAGAGAGAGAGAGUGUGUGUGUGUGUGUGUAUGUUUUUAUAUUUGCUUUGGUUUCUUGGAAUCUAGUGAUCAGUUCAAUGAUCAAGGUGUGUGGACUUCAUCUUGACACUCUGGCAAUUUCUUACAUUGCUGAAACCAAGCAAGCUGUUGAAAGGCAGCAUUUUCUAGAAUUGUUUGUUACUGUUUUUUUUGGGGAGAGGGGGGUUGCUCCUGGUUAUUGUAUGUUAUGUCACACAUCUGCAUGCUAUAUUAGGAAAAGCUUAGCAACACUGCUUUUAAUGCCUGCAUUAAAAAAGGAAGUGGUAAAAAAGCCCUUCUUUUUUUAGGUUUCAGAGUAGCAGCCGUGUUAGUCUGUAUCCGCAAAAAGAACAGGAGUACUUGUGGCACCUUAGAGACUAACACAUUUAUUUGAGCAUAAGCUUUCGUGGGCUACAGCCCACUUCUUCGGAUGCAUAGUGUCGUCUCCCACAUUGUAGCUUGUAUUAUUGAGAGCUGGUCGAGGAGCAGGCCUUUUGUUUUUACGGUAGCAUAAUUUCUGUUAAAGAUGCACAGUUUUUAAUUGAAAUCCUGAUCUGAAUGGUACUCUUGAUAUUUUUGAGAUACAAAGUUGUUUCUACAAACCCUUCAGUGGACUUUUGUUUUCAAUAUGAAAUCUUGGUUCUCUAAUGAAAUUAACUAAAAUGAAUUAGAGUAGGUAAAAGAAAAUGUCUAGGAUUGACAUUAGUUUGCUAUACAGUCUAGUCACAGUAAGAUUUGAAUGGCUAUUUUGGAAGUGCCAUUUUAAGGAGAUUAGAUAGACAAGGUGAGGACAGUGAUAUAUUUUAUUGGACCAAAUUCUGUUGGUGAGAGAGACAAGCUUUUCAAGCUUACAUUCCCCACACCUGAAGAAGCGCUCUGUGUAAGCUCUGCUCUCUCACCAACAGAAGUUGGUCCAAUAAACGAUAUUACCUCCCCCACCUUGUCUCGCUAAUAUUCUGGGACCAACAUGGCUACAACAACAAUUGAUAUUUUAAGGAGAGGCUAAACAAUUUGUUCUGAUUUUGAAAACUGUCACUGCUUUCCACUGCAGCAGGGAGAGUGCUUAGAGCCCUGUGCCUGACAGCUGAAAUACACCAAGUCCCCAAGCAUAAGUCUUCGGAGAUGGUUUGCUACUGAAUAAUGCUUAAAAAUUGAGAUCCAUGCUAUCUUGGCAUCACUUGUUUUUUUGGAAUAUAGAUUUAUACUUUUCCAGGAAAGUUUUUUAAAUCUUUUAAAAAAUAUGUAAAUAAAAGUUUGCUAAAAGUAAUUUAAGCUUUAGUACAUUAGUUUGUGUAUUAAUGCGUUCUGAAUGUAGAGGAAGUGGAGUGAACUAUGUAUCUCAGUAAUAUCAACAAACGUUGAGGAGGGGAAUUAAAAAAUAUAUAUGUACGUGUGCUGGUUAGUUGUAUGCCAUAACUCUCCUCUGUAAGGGUCUGAUUCAAUAAGCAUCUAGCUGAGAUUGCACCGAAGCCCAUGCGAUGUCCUGGAAGUUAUGGGUCGUAAGCUUCUGUGCAGCAGAACUGGGUAUUGUUUUUCAGUUGAAUUGGAUCAGAAAAUAUUAAACUUUCAGCUUUUUAAUGUGAAGAUAUUCGUAUCUUUUCCUAAAGUGUUAUCAAAUAAACCUUCAACAGUGUCCUCAUUGCAUUUGGAGCAUACAAGACGCUGUAGAGCAGAAUCCCAAUAGAUGAUCAUCAUGUAUACAUUGUCCCAGGAAGAGUGGGGGAUGGGAAAUAGAAAAGUGUUGCAGAACAUGAAUUUUGGACUCCAAGCUGUUAGCUGCCAUUUAAUUGCAAUUUUAACCUGUAUUUGUAACUUAAUAUUCUGUUUAUAAAAUACUAAUAAUCUGUAAUGUGUGUUCUACUUGCCAAUUAAAAGAAGUGUUUUA